UCUUACCGCGCCUUCUUUGUGUUCAAGUCCUUAUCUCUCUCUCUCUUUCUCUUUUUCUGAAAUAUCUUCAAACCCUUCUCAUAAAUUCAAAGAGAUAUUUACACAUAAUCAUCGCCCACGAGUUUGAAUUCCCAAUUCUCAUUUUUUCCGAUUACCUGAAUUCCGAAAUACCCAUCUUCUGAUCCGUAUCUACCGUUCUUCAUAAUGCAAGCGGAGGAUAACGAAAACCACCGUCACAACUUCUUGCAUCAGAUCCACGUUUCAAAUCAUUCCAAUAACCAUUCAAUGAUACCCACAUCCUCCUCCGGCGGUCGACGGUUCGUGGAAUCGCCGCCUCCCAAAUCAAACCCUAGAUUCCUAUUAGUCAUCCUAAAGGGCAUAAUCAUGGCUCUUAUAAUAACCCUUUUCUUCCUUUUAUUAGGUAUAGCUGCUGUUACCCUUCUUCACUUUAUAAUUGCAGGAGGUGCUUUACACAUUCGCCGUCUUCUUCGAUCAUCAUCUUCUUCGUCUUCGUCUUCACCGUCGUCAAUCCGAUUUCUAUCAGAUUCAGUCACGUCUGCUUACUCGGCGGAGGAGCUACAUAGGUCGCUUACAAGUAUUGAGUAUUCGGAAGAGGAAACAGAGGAAAAGGAAUGCGCAAUAUGUUUGGAACGUUUUAAGAUGGGUGCCUUGAUUCGGAGGCUACCGGAUUGUAGACAUACUUAUCAUUCAAAUUGUGUGGGGAGAUGGCUGAUGAGAGUUGCUAAUUGCCCUAUUUGUCGGCGGCGGGUGGUGUUGAAUAAUACGGUUUCACUUGAUGGGUCAGGAUUUGAUGAUGAUGAAGAGAUUGAUAGGAUCUUUUGGGAAUGAUCUGUUUUUUUGAUUAGUUUUAUGUUUGGAGGAGCUAGGAUAUAGGGUUUGUAAGAGUCUUGAAUGCCUUUCUGGUUUGUUUUUCUUCAUGAUGUUGAUAUGAAUUGAAGCUUAAUACUGUUAUUAAAAUAACCCAGUUUCUUCUUUUCAAGUUCUUCAAUGGCUGCUUUUGAGCUCAUAUCUAUGAUAUAAGAAGUUCUUGUUGGAACUUGAGGA
Molecule: messenger RNA, 1065 nt
Organism: Impatiens glandulifera
Lineage: Eukaryota; Viridiplantae; Streptophyta; Magnoliopsida; Ericales; Balsaminaceae
Product: RING-H2 finger protein ATL56-like
Exons: 1
Coding region: 205-849 (214 amino acids)
Source: RefSeq, a predicted model, not a curated record